CCUAGAAACCGGUCUGGCCCGCAGCAGAAUCGACCCACCCCUCAACACUCAACAACGGGACCUGGUCCGGGUGCCGUAGGCUCAAAACACACCCCCUGUUUGACCCGGCCGAGUGGAUUGGAUCGUUGGAUCCCCGCCUCCAGACUAAUCGCGUUUUUGCCGUUGCUCGAGUCAAGGAAGAAGUGGCCUUUCACGGGUACUUUUGGGGAGUGGUUGGACGAGAGCAGAAAGUGGAAUCCCUUUUUUUCUUAUCAAGAGGAGCUCUUCGUCUUGCCUUACCCACCUCGCCGUCCUCCUCCUCCUCCUCCUUCUUUCCCUUCUUCUUCUUUUCUUCUUCCCUCUUCUUCUUCUUCUUCUUCUUCAUCCUUCUUUUCAGGUAACCGACUAGAAGGGACAAAGACAGGCACCAUGUCUGAGGAAUCGCUGCUCGAGCGCAAGUACUUUGACGGGAUCUACAUCCCCGCUGGCCUUUUGGUCUUCGGCACCGUCAUCGUCAAGAAGGAAUGGACUCUCUACGCCGCCCUUGCGGCCCUCGUCUUGGGUGCCAUCAAGUACUUUAGGAUGCUCCCCAAGAAGGUCCUCAAGCCCGCUGUCUUCCAGGAGUUCGAGCUCAAGGAGAAGACCAUCAUCUCCCACAAUGUCGCCAUCUACCGCUUCAAGCUCCCCACUCCCGACUCCGUCCUCGGCCUGCCCAUCGGCCAACACAUCUCCAUCGGCGCCGCCAUCGAGCAACCCGACGGCUCCACCAAGGAGAUUGUGCGUUCCUACACCCCGAUCUCGGGCGACCACCAACCCGGCUACUUCGACCUGCUCAUCAAGUCCUACCCGACCGGCAACAUCUCCAAGCACAUGGCCUCGCUGCAAGUCGGCCAGACCAUCCGCGUCAAGGGUCCCAAGGGCGCCUUUGUGUACACCCCCAACAUGGUCCGUCACUUUGGCAUGGUCGCCGGCGGUACCGGCAUCACGCCCAUGCUGCAGGUCAUCCGCGCCAUUGUCCGGGGCCGCGCCGCGGGCGACCGCACCGAGGUCGAUCUCAUUUUCGCCAACGUUACCGCGCAGGACAUUCUCCUGAAGGAAGACCUGGACGCGCUGGUGGCUCAGGACAAGGGUAUCAGGGUUCAUUACGUCCUCGAUCGCCCGCCUGAGGGCUGGACCGGUGGUGUCGGCUUUGUCACGCAAGAGAUGGUGGAGAAGCUGCUGCCUAAGCCGGCGAGUGAUGUCAAGAUUCUGCUGUGCGGCCCUCCCCCGAUGAUUAGUGGGUUGAAGAAGGCGACGGAGGCGUUGGGCUUCCAGAAGGCUAGGCCGGUUAGCAAGUUGGAGGAUCAGGUGUUUGCUUUCUAAGCGAGUCUUGAAGCAAGUCAUGCAUCGAAUGGUUUGGCGUAUCUGUCUGAUCCCACUUAGAGGAGGACUCUAGGAGGAACAUGAUGGUGGGGAGUGUCAGUAAUGAGAUGGGUUGGAAAAGGAAAAGGUUCGGCUACUACGCGUCAUGAGAGGCCUGCCCCCUGAGAGCGCUGCCGCCGAUACCGGAAGGAUCUAAAAAAGGCAUUCGCGAAGCCGUUCUGUUCUAUGCACAUGACAGGUCGCGGGGCCAGCUAUUUAUCCCUCUAUAUAUACCUAUAAUAUGCUUGAAUUUAGGUACCAUCCUAUCCAUA
Neurospora hispaniola is the source of this 1652-nucleotide messenger RNA. RefSeq names its product NADH-cytochrome b5 reductase 1. NCBI's taxonomy places the organism in Eukaryota, Fungi, Ascomycota, Sordariomycetes, Sordariales, Sordariaceae. Gene Ontology annotation, cellular component: endoplasmic reticulum. Gene Ontology annotation, molecular function: oxidoreductase activity. The transcript has 3 exons. The record is from RefSeq and is a predicted model, not a curated record. The coding region runs from base 409 to 1341 and encodes 310 amino acids.